CCGAAGGGUUGUUCCCGAGAGACGGCUGGGUCAGUGGCGGGGCGCAGCUGUUUUGUAUGGUCAUUAUAUGAGGUGACAGUGCGGGCAGCACAUGUCCCUGCCUGGCACAGGUAGUGCCUUUACACAAGUGCCCCCUGGAGAUACCUGGUGACCGGGAAAGGGCUGAGCUGUAGAAUAAACAUGGCGGUUGCUUCCUUAUUCCUGGACGUUUGACCCUCUUGUAUAUGUAUUUGCAGCCCCUGUCCUGUAGGGAGGGCAGAGGCCGAGUAUGGGGCUUACAGUGGACAUGGGGAGGUCUAGUGCCUGUGGUCUCCCUGCUGACUGGCUGGACCAUCUCUUCUCUGUCGAUACCUGCCAUGGCAGGCUGGUCUCGUGAGGCAGUUUUGACUCUUUACCGAGCCCUCCUGCGCCAAGGGCGGAAACUAGAGUUUACUGAUCGUGACUACUACGCUUCAUAUGUGCGCCGAGAAUUUAGGAAAAAUCAGAGCCUUACAAAGCAGGAAGCCAAAGAAAAACAGCUGGAGAAAGGACAGUUUUUCCUGAGGACCAAACUGGGAGGGUUGGUGUAAAACUUGCGAUUCGUCCUCGUUACAGGAAACAUGGCAGGGGCUGGAGAGAAGAAAGGGAAGAAAGAUGACAAUGGCAUUGGGACCGCCAUAGAUUUUGUGCUGUCCAAUGCUCGUCUGGUGCUUGGAGUUGGUGGAGCGGCAAUGCUGGGAAUAGCAACUCUUGCAGUGAAGCGGAUGUAUGAUCGCGCUAUUAGCGCUCCUGCUAGUCCAUCUCGAUCUAGUCAGUCUAGCAAGCGGAGCUGGGAGGAACCAAGUUGGUUGGGCUCAUCCACACGACUGUUGAACAAAGAUAUGAAGACGUCUGUGAGCCGCAGCCUGCAGACCCUUUCAACUGAUCCUUCUGGAUUUGAACAAGAUUUCAUUCGACCCAAAGCCCCAAGUCGCAAGUCCCAGUCUGAUUUGAAGAAGACACGCUUGAAAUUAUCACUUCAGGAGAAGCUCUUUUCUUACUACAAAAAGUCUGUUGCCAUUCCACCUGCAGAGCAGAGCCAUGCCAAGCAGGCCGCUAUAGAGAUCUGUGCCGAGCUACGCAACUUCAUACACAGCAAGUUCCCAGACAUGCCCCUCAGAGACAUGCACCUGAGCGGAAGCUUGUAUGAUGACUUACAGGUUGUUAGAGCGGAUCACAUUCAACUCAUGGUACCUCUCCUGGUGGAAAAUAAUUUGUGGUCAUGUGUCCCUGGCGAAGAAACAAUUCUAAAUCUGCCAGGAUUCUGCCUUCUGCGUAGAGAGAAUGUUGAGUACUUUCCUCGUGGGACCAGUUAUUGGGACCGCUGUGUGGUGGGAGGUUACCUUUGUCCCAAGACUGUGGUAGCCACCUUUGAGAAAGUGGUAGCAGGUUCCAUUAACUGGCCAGCCAUUGGCAGCAUGUUGGGCUACGUGAUUAGGCCAGUUGUGCCAUCAGAAAGCCUCAUCUUAGAGGUUCAGUAUGAGGAGGAUCGGAAACUCUUCAUAGACUUCCUGCCAUUGGUUGCCCUUGAGAACCGUACAGCCGUUGCUAAAGCUCACAGACUAUCACGUUUUGGGAACAUGUGGCGGCUAAGCCAGCGUGGAUCAGAAAUCGCUGCUUUAAUAGGGAGGGAUCAACAAGAUUCAGGUUACCGAUGUCUUUGCCUAAAAAUUCUAAAGGCUAUAUGUCGAUACAAUUUACCUCUGACCCACCUUACAGCCUCCCACCUAACCAACAUACUUCUUCAUGUUUGUGAAAAAGAGGAGGACUGGUCACAGGGUGCACUGGCAGACCGUUUCCUUCAAGUGCUUCGGGAAACUGUUGGUUACCUAGAGACUGGGAAUUUACCCUCUGCAGUAGACCCAAAGGUGAACUUGUUUUCUGAACUUACACCAGAUGAAGUGGAUGAGAUGGGAUAUUUUCUUUACUGCUGCUUAUCAGAGCCAGAGGUGCUUCUUAGGACAGGGGAAUGAUCAUAUUUCAAGCAAAUGCGUUAUGACAAGGAAAGAUGAUGUGGUUUUAAUAACUAUAACUACAAAAGGGUCUCCCUGGUUACUUACCUGGCUAUUUUUUCAUAUCUGGUUUGACAUUAGUCUUUUUAUUAUUUGUAUACAUAUAUUUUCCCCAUUUAUGUAUUAUCUUGUUUUCACUUUGCAGGAAGGCAGUGGUGGAUGUUUUACACCGGAGGAUGCAUUGCAUUUAUGACAAGGCGUAGACCUUGUCCUAAAUUAGGCACAUCUUCCACCAGUUUGUGCUCCUGGAGUGAAAUCUGCUCCAGACCCUGAAUGAAGUAGAUUUCGAGCAUCGUUUACGUGAGUUUCCUGGUGUAAAUGUUCAUGAAUUUGCUGGAGCUGAUACCCACACACCACUCCUACCACUCCCCAGUAUCCAGGCCAGCAUAAAAAUGCAACGUGCGAAAAAAUGCAGUUACGUGGGUGUUAAAAAGUUGCUAAACAGGAACUUUUAUUUAUUUAUUUUUUUGUACCUAAAACUGGCAUAAGGACUGAUAGUAAAUGACACACAAUAUCUUUAGCCAUGAACAUAAUGUCCCAAAAGGAUUUAAACAGAGUUUCUGUUAAGAGUUGGCACAAUACCAUCAUUUUUUUUAAAUUUGAUUUCCAUACCAAUAAAUGUAUUGCCAUACUCGAUACUAAAUU
Molecule: messenger RNA, 2675 nt
Organism: Bufo bufo (common toad)
Lineage: Eukaryota; Metazoa; Chordata; Amphibia; Anura; Bufonidae
Gene: MIEF1
Product: mitochondrial elongation factor 1
Exons: 6
Coding region: 600-1991 (463 amino acids)
Biological process (GO): positive regulation of mitochondrial fission; mitochondrion organization
Cellular component (GO): mitochondrial outer membrane
Source: RefSeq, a predicted model, not a curated record